Messenger RNA from Prionailurus viverrinus (fishing cat), 3759 nucleotides. It is a transcript of the gene ETS2, whose product is annotated as ETS proto-oncogene 2, transcription factor. Lineage: Eukaryota; Metazoa; Chordata; Mammalia; Carnivora; Felidae. Gene Ontology annotation, molecular function: sequence-specific DNA binding; DNA-binding transcription factor activity, RNA polymerase II-specific. Gene Ontology annotation, biological process: regulation of transcription by RNA polymerase II; cell differentiation. Bases 245 to 1654 code for a protein of 469 amino acids. The record is from RefSeq and is a predicted model, not a curated record. Gene Ontology annotation, cellular component: nucleus. The transcript has 10 exons.
CCUCCCGGCUCUGAAGAGCGCGCCGCGAAGGGGACUGGCCGGUUACUUCCUCCGGUGGCGGCACGGAGCGCAGUGCGUCCCCAGCCUCGAGCGCCCGGAGCCGCCCGCCCGCGUCCGGUCAGCGUCCCGGCCCCCGGCCCCGGUGCCCGCGGCUCGGACCCCCGCCCCGUCGCCCUCGCCCGCGUCCGACGCGCACCGCGGAGCCCGGCCCCGAGCCGCCGCCGGCCCUGCCCGAAGCGGCGCGAUGAAUGAUUUUGGAGUCAAGAACAUGGACCAGGUAGCCCCUGUGUCUAACAGUUACAGAGGGACACUCAAGCGCCAGCCAGCUUUGGACACCUUCGAUGGGUCCCUGUUUGCUGUUUUCCCCUCCCUAAAUGAAGAGCAGACACUCCAGGAAGUGCCCACAGGCUUGGAUUCAAUUUCUCAUGAUGCAUCCAGCUGUGAGUUACCUCUGUUAACGCCGUGCAGCAAGGCCGUGAUGAGUCAAGCCUUAAAAGCUACCUUCAGCGGCUUCAAGAAGGAGCAGCACCGUCUUGGCAUCCCAAAGAACCCCUGGCUGUGGACCGAGCAGCAAGUAUGCCAAUGGCUCCUCUGGGCCACCAGCGAGUUCAGCCUGGUCAACGUCAAUCUCCAGAGGUUCGGCAUGAAUGGCCACGUGCUAUGCAACCUGGGCAAGGAGCGUUUUCUGGAGCUGGCACCUGACUUUGUGGGCGACAUCCUCUGGGAGCAUCUGGAGCAGAUGAUCAAAGAAAACCAAGAAAAGACAGACGAUCAGUAUGAAGAAAAUUCACACCUCAACUCCGUUCCUCAUUGGAUUAAUAGCAAUUCACUAGGCUUUGGCGUGGAGCAGGCAGCGUAUGGCGUGCAGACACAGAAUUACCCCAAAGGCGGCCUCCUGGACAUGUGUGCAUCAUCCUCAGCACCCAGCGCACUCAGUUCCGAGCAGGACUUUCAGAUGCUCCCCAAGUCUCGACUCAACACCGUCAGCGUCAGUUACUGCCCCGUCAGUCAGGACUUCCCAGGCGGCAGCUUGAACCUUCUCGCUGGAGGUUCUGGAAAGCCCCGGGACCGUGACUCCCCCGAGAACGGCACGGACAGCUUCGAGAGCUCGGACUCGCUGCUGCAGUCCUGGAACAGCCAGUCGUCGCUGCUGGACGUGCAGCGAGUGCCUUCCUUCGAGAGCUUCGAGGAUGACUGCAGCCAGUCCCUGUGCCUCAACAAGCCGACCAUGUCCUUCAAGGACUACAUCCAGGAGCGGAGCGACCCGGUGGAGCAGGGCAAACCAGUCAUACCUGCGGCGGUGCUGGCCGGCUUCACAGGAAGCGGACCUAUUCAGCUGUGGCAGUUCCUCCUGGAAUUACUCUCGGACAAGUCCUGCCAGCCGUUCAUCAGCUGGACCGGGGACGGAUGGGAGUUCAAGCUCGCUGACCCUGAUGAGGUGGCCCGCCGGUGGGGGAAGAGGAAAAACAAGCCCAAGAUGAACUACGAGAAGCUGAGCCGCGGUUUGCGCUACUACUACGACAAGAACAUCAUCCACAAGACGUCGGGCAAGCGCUACGUGUACCGCUUCGUGUGCGACCUGCAGCACCUGCUGGGGUUCACCCCCGAGGAACUGCACGCCAUCCUGGGCGUCCAGCCCGACACGGAGGACUGAGGCCCGCGGGGCCCCGACCGGAGCCGGCCCCGCCCGCGUGGGCCCCCCCACCCCCCACCCCGAGGACCCUGACAGGUGGCGUUGAUCGCGUCCCGGAGAGUCGCCGCGGAGCAGUGGCCUUGUUCCCUCCGAAACCGCGGGUUUUCCGCCACCAGGAAGCACGGUUUCUCGCUCGGAGAGCCUGCCGACUUGGAACACGCUGCUGAUGACGCUCUUAACAUUAGAACGGCCGAGAAAGAAGCACUGGGAAGCCGCCCUGGCCGCCCCCAAUCCCCGAGCAGGCUGUGUGACCGGAACGUCCGGGCUCUCGGAGAGUCUCAAAGGAGCGAGCCUGUCUGGGGCACGCGCAUUUUGGGUUUUUUUUUUUGUUUUUGUUUGUUUGUUUCUCGUAAGUUUCUUUCCGCCUCUGGCAGCCGGGAAUCACAAAGGCAGGGGUGUUCUGUUCGGUUCAGAGAGGCGGAGGGGCGGUGCAGGGAGACUGUGGUGCCGUUUCAGGAGUCAGGUUUGUAUAUAUGACUGUAAUCUCCUCGUUGCUGUCUGAAUCCUCUAAUGGUCCUAUUUAACAAAAACUGUACAUUGUAAUUUAAAAUAAUUCCGUCAGCGUACGUGGAGCGGGAACGCAGAGCCCGUGCGGCAUUCUGCAAACGUCGUGUCUGCCCGGCCAGACGCAGAAGUUGUAAAGCCGUGUUAUUUACAUUCAAUAUGCCUACAGGUGUAAGUUCUGAGAGGGUCAGUCCCUUGUUUUUGUUUUGUUUUGCCCGGAUUAUCAUCCGGCAAGGACUUUGUACAUUUGGGAAUUUUUAUAAAAACACUUAAUGUUAUUAUCUGGAGGCACACGUAGCCUCCGCUUUCUCCUUAAUUGUAACGUAAAAGCUAUAGAGCAGUAUUUUUCUUGACGAAUGGCAUAUGUUUUCCAUUUCUGUGCAUGCCUUUAAACCAGUUGAUACGCAAACCUUCUUUUAUUUUUUAGUUCGACCGGGUUUCCCCGACGACUAACGUCCCCUGACCAGCCAUUCCCUUCCCAUGGUCCACCUCCGCGCCCCAAAUUAUUCUGUAUGAUUAAAAUAAGAAUGCUAUUUUUGGAAAUAUGUGGCUCCUUUUCAGAGAUCAGGAAGGAUUUAUGUAGCAGCUAUUUUUACUGCAGAAGUAAUUCACUGGAAAAAAUGCAAUUUGUAAGAAAGCUUUAUUUUUAUCUGCACUCCAUGUAAAGUUAAACGUAUUGUACAGAGCUGAAGGUUGGGGCCAGUGGGGGGAGGGGAGGGGGACCUUCACGAAGUCUGUUGGUCAUGAACGAAACUCGAAUUUUUUCCCUGGCCUGGCUCACCUGUCGGGUCACCGUGGGCUGUCUGGACACGCACGAUGCUGUUCCUUUCUGCUCAGUGCCCGCAGCGGCACGGGUCUUUGUUCCUAUUUUCACGGAAGCUGAAUGCCCAGAGGCAAAGAGAGGGCACAGAAAACGGGAGAGAGAAUCCUUUGGAGGGGUCGACUUGCAGAAAUGUUUUGCGCCCGACGGGAGACUCCCGUGGUUGUUUCGAAGGAGCGCCUGGGUCCGCGUGCAGUCAGGACGCUUGUAAACGAUCGAGUCGACCUGGUUUCGGAGUCUCACCUACUUCACUCGCAAUGUGAGAGGCCACUCAGAGGAGUGGCUCACGUCCCCGGAGAGGAGUCCAUCUAUGUAUUGAGACCACAAAACUGGGUGCGGGGGUCAGCUGGGAACAGCAACACCAGAGAUGGGGACUCUGUCUCAGUACCUACCCGAGACCGUUUCCAGUGUCGUUAAGCACAGGAUGUUUUUCUCAAGCGGGACAUGUUUAUCACUCAGACAUCUGUUUAUAACAUCAACAGACAUGUGACCGGGAAUGUCUUUCUGCCAAAGGGGAUCUUAGCCCUUGGCUCAUUUUAAAUGGGGUUGAACCACAUGAAAUUGCCAAUAUUGGACUUUUUUAGAAACUUACAAAGUUGGCAGUGUCAUGUGGUUCAACCUAAGUUACAGAAACCAAAGUCCAUCAUAAACCUUUGGUGUGGUCAUGCACAGAACUGAAGUAUAAAGAUUUUGUAAUCUGGCCUUUUCUCUUGCAAAUAAUAAAGUAUUUUGUUUAUAUAUA